CUGUGGUGGAGCCUGGAGGGCUGCUGGGAGGAGCUCGCUGGAGCCAGGACACAGCGGAGGAGCGCGCGCUGCAGCCAGAUCGGUGGGGACACUGCACAGCCCUGCCAGGCGAGCUCCCGGGGUGGUGGCAGCUGGAGACGCAGCAGAGGAGCCAUGUUCCCAGGCUGCCUCUGCCUCUGGGUGCUGGUCGUCCUGGGCUCCCGCUGGGCAGGCUUGGGGAGCCAUGGGGCUGGAGCCGCGCGGAUCAGGCAGUUCUACGUGGCUGCUCAGGGCAUCAGCUGGAGCUACCGCCCCCCGCCCGCCGACCCAAGUUUGAAUCCUUUUGCAACUUCCUUUAAGAAAAUUGUCUACAGAGAGUAUGAGCCCUAUUUUAAGAAAGAAAAGCCAAGAUCCAGUAUUUCAGGACUCCUCGGGCCCACUUUAUAUGCCGAAGUCGGGGACAUCAUGAAAGUGCACUUCAAGAACAAGGCGGACAAGCCCUUAAGCAUCCACCCUCAAGGAAUAGAGUACAGCAAAUUCUCAGAAGGUGCUUCCUAUGCCGACCACACCUUCCCUGUGGAGAGGAUGGAUGACACUGUGGCCCCCGGCCAGGAAUACACCUAUGAGUGGAGCAUCGGCGAGAGCAGUGGGCCCACACACGAUGACCCCCCGUGCCUCACACACAUAUACUACUCCUACGAAAACCUGACACAGGACUUCAAUUCCGGGCUGAUUGGACCUCUUCUUAUCUGUAAGAAAGGAACCCUGACAGAGGAUGGGACUCAGAAGAUGUUUGACAAGCAACAUGUGCUGCUCUUUGCCGUGUUUGAUGAGAGCAAGAGCUGGAGUCCGUCGUCCUCGCUAAUGUACACAGUCAACGGCUACGUGAAUGGGACGAUGCCAGAGCUCGUGGUCUGUGCCCAUGACCACAUCAGCUGGCACCUGAUUGGAAUGAGCUCUGGGCCAGAACUAUUCUCCAUCCACUUCAACGGCCAGGUCUUGGAGCAGAACCACCACAAGGUGUCCACCGUCACCCUCGUCAGCGCCACGUCCACCACUGCAAACAUGACCGUGAGCCCAGAGGGAAAGUGGAUCAUAGCCUCUCUCAUCCCAAAGCAUUUCCAAGCUGGAAUGCAGGCUUACAUUGACAUUAAAAACUGCCCGAAGAAAACCAGGAACAUCAAGAAACUAACUCGUGACCAGAGGCGGCAUAUUAAGAGGUGGGAAUACUUCAUUGCUGCAGAGGAAGUCAUCUGGGACUACGCACCUGUAAUACCAGCGAAUAUGGACAAAAAAUACAGGUCUCUGCACUUGGACAAUUUCUCAAACCAAAUUGGAAAACAAUAUAAGAAAGUUGUUUAUAAACAGUACCAAGAUGAGACCUUCACCAAACGCAUGGAGAAUCAAAAUAACGAAGAAUAUGGGAUUCUGGGCCCUAUCAUCAGAGCCCAGGUCAGAGACACACUCAAAAUCGUGUUCAGAAACAUGGCCAGCCGCCCCUACAGCAUUUAUCCCCACGGAGUGACCUUCUCCCCGCACGAGGACGAAGCCAACAGCUCCUUCUCCGCUGCAGGCAGCACUAGCAUGAUCAGAGCAGUUCAACCAGGAGAAACCUAUACGUACAAGUGGAACAUCCUGGAAUUUGAUGAGCCCACGGAGUAUGAUGCCCAGUGCUUGACAAGGCCAUACUACAGUGACGUGGACAUCAUGAGGGAUAUAGCCUCUGGGCUGAUAGGGUUACUUCUGAUUUGUAAGAGCAGGUCCUUGGACAAGCGAGGCAUACAGAGGGCCGCAGACACAGAGCAGCAGGCCGUGUUUGCCGUGUUUGAUGAGAACAAGAGCUGGUACCUCGAGGACAACAUCAACAAGUUCUGUGAAAAUCCUGAGGAGGUGAAACGCGACGACCCCAAGUUUUAUGAAUCAAACAUCAUGAGCACUAUCAAUGGCUACAUACCCGACAGCAUCACCCCCUUAAAGUUCUGCUUCGAUGACACUGUCCAGUGGCACUUCUGCAGUGUGGGGACACAGGAUGACAUUCUGACUAUUCACUUCACUGGGCACUCAUUUAUCUACGGAAAGAGGCACGAGGACACCUUGACCCUCUUCCCCAUGCGUGGAGAAUCUGUGACGGUCUCGAUGGAUAACGUCGGAACUUGGAUGUUAACUACCAUGAAUUCCAGUCCAAGAGGCAAAAACCUAAGACUGAGAUUCAUGGAUGCUAAGUGUAGAUGGGAUGAUGAUGAGGACGACUCGUACGAGAUAUACAAACCUCCGUCCUCUACGGCUAUGGCCACACGGAAAAUGCGUGAUUCUUCAGAAAACUAUGAUGAAGACAACGAUACUGAAAAUGAUUACCAAGAUACACUAGCUGAGUUACUAGGACUUAGGUCGUUCAGAAAUUCAUCACUGAAUCAGGAGGAAGAGGAACUCAACCUUACUGCCAUAGCCCUGGAGAACAGCUCUGAAUUUAUUUCCUCAAGUACAGACACAGCUGUUGUUUUGAAUUCUUCUUCCCCAGCUAAAAGGGGCAGGCCCAUCAGUAGGGACCUCACCGAAUCUCAGAAAACACUUGCCCUCCCAGGAGCUGCCACAGAUGGCGCACUGCGGGGAGAUCUCAUUGGGUCAGAUAAGAACUCCCUUCUCAGCCCCUCCACAGCCAGGCAUUCCAGUUCUUUUUCUGAAAACCCCACUGAGGAGUCUCUGCAGUCAGAUGUUGCAAAGACAAGACACCCUCUGCUUGGCACAAAAGGAGUCAGAAGUCAUGGAAGGGCUGAACGUAGAAAAGAAAGGGGCUGGGCAGCCCAGCACAGGUUCUCCAGGAUAACUGGGAGACAUGUAAGCCAGGAUGACGUUUCUCAUUCCGGAAUAGGGUCUUUGGAGGACCUUCCUAGUGAUCUGUUAAUCUUCAAACAAAAGGAUCCAUCCAAGACUUUGAAUGGGAAAUGGCAUUUGGUUUUUGAGAAAGGUAGCUAUGAAGUAAUCCAAGAUACAGAUGAAGACACAGGUGCUAAUAAGCUGAACAGCCCUCAAAAUGCUUCUAGGACUUGGGGAGAAAGCAUUCCUUCUACAAACAAGCCUGGAAAGCAGAGAGACCACCCUGAGUCUUCCAGAGUUAGACGUAAAUCUCGAGGAAGACAGGAGAGGGUGAAUAGUGGAUUGAAGAGAAGACCAUUUUUCAUCAAGACACGAAAAAAGAAAAAGGAAGAGAAGCCUGGACACCAUGUUCCUCUAUCUCCCAGGGGCUUUCACCCUCUUAGAGGAGAGGCCUAUUCCACAUUUUCCGACAGAAGACUUGAUCAUUCAUUGCUGCUCCCCAAGUCCAAUGAAACAUCUCUUCCCACUGACCUCAACCAGACAUUCCCCAUUACAGAUCUUGACCUGAUAUAUUCACUUCCUGAUCAUAAACAGAACCCACCAAACAACACGGGUCAGACAAGCUCCCCUACAGAUAUUUCUCAGACAGUGCCACCAGAAGAAUAUUACCAAAUAUCCCCUGUUCAAAACCCUUAUCAAAUGCACUCUGCUACAGACCCCAGCCAGAUGCUUGAAUAUGACCUAAGUCACAAGUCCUUUUAUACUGACAUUGAUCAAACAUCCCCUUCCUUGGAACAUGACGUUUGGCAGACAACCCUCUCCCCAGACCUCAGCCAGACAAGCCCCUCUCUGGAUCUCAGCUCAUCAACCCUCUCCCCAGAUCUCAGUCAGACAAGCUCCUCCCUGGACCUCAGCCAGACAAGCCACUUCCCGGACCUCAGCCCAACAACCCUUUCCCCAAACCUCGGCCAGACAAGCCCUUUCCCAGAACUCAGCCCAACAACCUUUUCCCCAGACUUCAACCAGAAAUCCUCUUCCCCAGACCAAACACCCUCCUCCCCAAACCUCAACCAGACAACAUCCUACCCUCCUGAGUCUAGUCAGUCACCACUUCUUCCAGAAUUUAGUCAGUCUUCUCCUUACCCAGAUGUUGGUCAGAUGCCAUCUCCUCCAACAACAUCUAUAAUAAAUGGCACUGUUCCAUCCAGUGAAUUUAACCCACUGGUUGUAGUGGGCCUCAGCGGAGUUGAUGGAGAUUACAUUGAGAUUAUUCCAAGGGAGGAGGUACAGAGUGGUGAUGAUGACUAUGUUGAAAUUGAUUAUGUGGCCUAUGAUGACCCCUACCAAACCGAUAUUAGGGCAGACAUCAACUCUUCCAGAAACCCUGAUAACAUUGCAGCGUGGUACCUCCGCAGCAACAACGGAAACAGAAAAUACUACUACAUUGCUGCCGAAGAAGUAUCCUGGGAUUAUUCAAAAUUUGUACACAGUGAAAUGGAUCAUGAAGACAGUGACGAUACUCCAGAGGACACCAUAUAUAAGAAAGUGGUUUUUCGGCAGUACCUUGACAGCACUUUUACCAAACGUGACCCUCAGGGGGAGAAUGAGGAGCACCUUGGCAUCCUUGGUCCUGUUAUUAGAGCUGAGGUGGAUGAUGUUAUCCAGGUUCGUUUUAAAAAUUUAGCAUCCAGACCGUUUUCUCUUCAUGCCCACGGCCUUUCCUAUGAGAAGUCAUCUGAGGGGAAGACGUACGAGGAUGACUCUCCAGAAUGGUUCAAGGAGGAUAACGCUGUCCAGCCCAACAGCAGCUACACGUAUGUCUGGCACGCCACUGAGCGAGCAGGGCCAGAGAGCGAGGGCUCCGCCUGCCGGGCGUGGGCCUACUACUCAGCAGUGAACCCGGAAAAAGAUAUCCACUCGGGCUUAGUAGGUCCCCUUCUGAUCUGCCGGAAAGGGACACUUCACAAAGAGAGCAACAUGCCUAUGGACAUGAGGGAAUUUGUCUUACUUUUUAUGGUCUUUGAUGAAAAGAAGAGCUGGUACUAUGAAAAGAAGUCCAAAGGGUCUUGGAGACUGGCAUCCACGGAAGAAAAGAACUCACAUAAGUUUCACGCCAUUAACGGGAGGACCUACAACCUGCCUGGCCUGCGCAUGUACGAGCAAGAGCACGUGAGGUUACACCUGCUGAAAAGCGCCCGAGACAUCCACGUGGUUCACUUUCACGGCCAGACCUUGCUGGAAAAUGGCAAUCAACAGCACCAGUUAGGGGUCUGGCCCCUUCUGCCUGGUUCAUUUAAAACUCUUGAAAUGAAGGCAUCAAAAUCUGGCUGGUGGCUUCUAGACACAGAGGUUGGAGAAAACCAGCAAGCAGGACCAUUCCUCGUCAUAGACAGAGACUGUAAGAUGCCAAUGGGACUAAGCACGGGUGUCGUAGCUGAUGCACAGAUUAAGGCUUCCGAGUAUCUGAGUCAUUGGGAGCCCAGAUUAGCAAGAUUAAACAAUGGUGGAACAUAUAAUGCUUGGAGUACCGAGAGACCUGCAUCAGGAUUAGGCUCUACACCUUGGCUCCAGGUUGACAUGCAAAAGGAAGUUGUCAUCACGGGGAUCCAGACCCAAGGUGCCAAACACUACCUGAAGUCCUACUACACCACUGAGUUCACUGUGGCUUACAGUUCUGACUACACCAGCUGGCAGAUCUUCAAAGGAAACAGCAUGAGGAAUAUGAUGUAUUUUGAUGGCAAUUCAGAUGCCUCUUCUAUAAGAGAAAAUAAGUUUGACCCACCAAUUGUGGCUAGAUACAUUCGGAUCUCUCCAACUAGAUUCUAUAACAGACCGACCCUUCGACUGGAGCUGCAAGGCUGCGAGGUGAAUGGCUGUUCCAUGCCACUGGGCAUAGAGAGUGGAAAGAUAGAAGACAAGCAAAUCACAGCUUCCUCGUUUAAAAAAUCAUGGUGGGGAGAUUACUGGGAACCUUCCCGUGCUCGUCUUAAUGCGCAGGGUCGUGUGAAUGCCUGGCAGGCCAUGGCAAACAACAACAAACAAUGGCUACAAAUUGAUCUGCUGAAAAUCAAGAAAAUAACUGCGAUCAUCACCCAGGGCUGUAAGUCUCUGUCCUCUGAAAUGUACGUCAAGAGCUACACCAUCCACUAUAGUGACCAAGGAGUGGAAUGGAAACCGUAUAGGCAUAAGUCCUCCAUGGUGGACCAGGUUUUUGAAGGCAACAGUAAUGUCAAAGGACACGUAAAGAACUUUUUCAAUCCACCGAUCAUUUCCAGGUUUGUCCGCAUCAUCCCUAAAACAUGGAAUCAAAGCAUCGCACUUCGCCUGGAACUCUUUGGCUGUGAUAUUUACUAGAACUGAAUAUUCCAGAAGAAAAGAGACUCUUUAAGAUCGCAAACACUUAGAGUGGACAGUGUAUUUCACGGCUAUUUUAAAUGUUAACAAUUUUCCACUAAUUCUUUUUCUUUUUUUUCUAUUAGAGAAUAAAUUCUUGUAGAAGAAAUUUUUAUAAUGUAACUCUCUACAACCAUUAAAUGACAUGGUGGCUAGUAUUUCUUUAUUAUUCAAUUAUAUAUGAGAAAAUAUCAAGAUCCAACAUGAAUUGCUCCAUAUUUCACAAUGAUUACAAAUAUUGUAGUAUUCAUAUAAUUAAAAUGCUUCAUUGUA
Molecule: messenger RNA, 6459 nt
Organism: Tupaia belangeri chinensis (Chinese tree shrew)
Lineage: Eukaryota; Metazoa; Chordata; Mammalia; Scandentia; Tupaiidae
Gene: F5
Product: coagulation factor V
Cellular component (GO): plasma membrane
Molecular function (GO): copper ion binding; signaling receptor activity
Source: RefSeq, a predicted model, not a curated record